AUGUCUUCCCUCACAGAAGCAACGGCCAUAUUCUGGGCCCUCGUAGGCCCCUGGAUGUUCCUCCUAAACGCCUUCUCCUACCUCCCCCCCACCAUCCUCCGCCUCUUCCGCGAAGGCGACUACGCCGCCCUCACGACCCCGUCCCGCGUCCAAGACGCCUGGUUCUCCGCCUUCUGGGCCUGGCUAGGCCCCAACAUCCGCGUGGGCAGGUCAGACAUGAUGGUCGCCCUCCUCGAGGGCCGCGUCACGGACGGCAAGGUCGUAGAGGACCCCGUCCACCCGCCCGUCAGCGGCGUCGUACUGGAGAUCGGGCCCGGGUCGGGGAUGUGGGUGGACAUCUUCGCCAAAGGCCGCAACGGUGACGAGAAGAAGAAGAAGGCCGAUGCAGCGGCCGGCAUGGCGCGCGGCGGCGUCAGGAGGCGCGUCGCCGAGGGCGUGACGAGAGUCUACGGCAUCGAGCCCAAUACCGAGGCGCACCCCGCACUCAAGAAGAACGUUCAGGCCGCCGGGCUCGAGGGCACCUACGAGAUCGUCCCCACCGGCAUAGAGUCCCUCUCCGACCCGACGGCUUGGGACGGCAAGAUUGAAAAGGGUAGCGUCGACUGCAUCGUCUCCAUUCUCUGCCUCUGCAGCAUCCCCGAGCCCGAGAAGAACAUUGCUGAGCUCUACUCCUAUCUCAAGAAAGGGGGCAGGUGGUAUUUGUACGAACACGUUGAGGUGAUGCAGAGCCGGCCCGUCCGCCUCUAUCAGCGUAUCGUCAAUCUGGUUUGGCCGCGGGCUUUGAACGGCUGCCAGCUGUGCCGCAACACUGGCAACAACCUUAGGUCUGCAGGGCCAUGGACAAACAUCGACAUUCGUCAACCCCAAGAUGAGACAUGGUUCCAAGUAGUACCACAUAUUUUCGGAACUUUUACCAAGUGA
Messenger RNA from Colletotrichum acutatum, 921 nucleotides. Its product is annotated as methyltransferase domain-containing protein. The record is from RefSeq and is a predicted model, not a curated record. Bases 1 to 921 code for a protein of 306 amino acids. NCBI's taxonomy places the organism in Eukaryota, Fungi, Ascomycota, Sordariomycetes, Glomerellales, Glomerellaceae. The transcript has 2 exons.